AUGCUUAUAUCGUUUAUAGGGUUUUCUUCAUUUUGCUUUAUAAAUAUCUUUUAUCUUUAUGAUCAAUGUGCAGAAUAUCUAUCAAAUAGGCCUGAGGUCAUAAGAAAUUUAAUUCAUGCGCAAAUAUUGUACACUAACUUAGUAAUAUGAAAAAUUCAGUCUUUUACAGAUAAUUUGAAUUAUCCAAUAUGCGCUCAGGUGUACUACAUGUGCCCUUUUUAUAAAGCAAAAGCAAAGAUUGACGAAAUUCUGCUAAGUAUUGAGAGUACAACCUUAGACUUAAGAAAAACUAAGUAA
This is a messenger RNA of Blepharisma stoltei, 297 nucleotides long. NCBI's taxonomy places the organism in Eukaryota, Ciliophora, Heterotrichea, Heterotrichida, Blepharismidae. The record is from the annotation of a GenBank genome assembly.